AUGUCGGCGAAAGUUCCCAGGAAUUUUAGACUCCUCGAAGAGUUGGAGAAGGGUGAGAAGGGUCUGGGAGCAGAGGCAUGUUCCUAUGGUCUCGCGGAUGGAGAAGAUAUGAUGAUGAGCAACUGGAAUGGAACAAUCCUUGGACCUCCUCACAGCGUCCAUGAGAACCGGAUAUACAGUGUCAACAUCCACUGCGGCGCCGAUUACCCUGACAACCCUCCUUCGAUUCAAUUCAUCUCCCGUGUCAACAUUCCAUGCGUUGACCAACGAAGUGGAAAGGUUGAUCCUACCAAGUUGCCCUGCCUUGCUCAAUGGAAGCGUGACUUCACCAUGGAAACUGUACUGCUCGAACUCAGAAGAUACAUGGCUCUGCCGCAGCACAGAAAACUGCCUCAGCCGGCUGAAGGCUCCAAUUUCUAA
Messenger RNA from Aspergillus chevalieri, 420 nucleotides. It is a transcript of the gene MMS2, whose product is annotated as E2 ubiquitin-conjugating protein MMS2. The transcript is spliced from 5 exons. Gene Ontology annotation, biological process: DNA damage tolerance; protein K63-linked ubiquitination. Gene Ontology annotation, cellular component: nucleus. Bases 1 to 420 code for a protein of 139 amino acids. The record is from RefSeq and is a predicted model, not a curated record. Lineage: Eukaryota; Fungi; Ascomycota; Eurotiomycetes; Eurotiales; Aspergillaceae.